AUGGCCAUGAACUACGCUGCCACAUUGGAGAUCACUCAGUAUCUACAUGACAAUCGCACGGAGGGAUGCUCGGAAAUGGCGAUGAACUAUGCCGCGUCACAGGGCAGGCUGGACAUUGUCCAGUUCCUUCAUGAGAACCGCACGGAGGGCUGCUCAGCCGACGCAAUGGACAGAGCUUGCGAGAACAAUCAUCUGGACAUUGUCAAGUACCUCCAACAACAUCGCACCGAAGGCUGCACUACCAAUGCAAUGGCCGACGCAUCAUACAAUGGACAUCUCGACAUGGUCAAGUACCUCCAUCAACAUCGAACUGAGGGUUGUACUGAGGAGGCAAUGGACAUGGCGGCCGAGGUGGGCCAACUGCCCGUCAUUGAGUUCCUGCAUAACAAUCGAACGGAGGGGUGCACCAGUCGUGCGAUGCACUGGGCCGCCUCGGAUGGACACCUGGCCACCGUACAGUUCCUGCACCUCAAUAGACAGGAGGGUUGCUCACACAACUCGAUGGACUGGGCGGCCUCGCACGGUCACCUGUCGACCAUCGAAUAUCUGCACCAUAAUCGUACGGAAGGUUGCUCUUCCGAUGCCAUGGACUGGGCCGCAUCCAAUGGACACUUGGAUGUGUUUCUGUUCUUGAGGCAUCAUCGUACUGAGGGCAACACGGUCGCUGCGAUGGAUUAUGCGGCCGCGGCUGGACACCUUGACAUGGUCAUGUAUCUACACAAUACAAAUCAAGGAUGUACGGAGGAGGCAAUGGACAAGGCGGCGCAGUAUGGAUACAUGGAGGUGCUACAACUGCUUCACGAGAGACGAACAGAGGGCUGCACAACAAACGCGAUGGACUAUGCUGCUCAGAAUGGACAUCUCAACGUCGUGGAAUACCUUCACAAGACACGAACAGAGGGUUGCACAGUGCAGGCAAUGGACUUGUCAGCGAUGGAGGGCGACAUUGACAUGGUGCGGUUCCUUCAUCAAUAUCGCACAGAAGGCUGCACGACAAAGGCGAUCAACUGGCUGGCACGACGAGGCAAUCUUCAUCUCCUCGAGUUCCUUCAUCGUAAUCGCAAAGAGGGAUUCACCGAUGACGCGAUAGAGCUUGCGGCGGGCCUUGGCAAGUUGGACAUUGUCAAGUACCUUCGCGACAAUCAAUCAACGAGCCAGGAGGUCACGUUCAGGGCCAUCCAGUGCGCAGCAUCUGGCGGACAACUUGAGAUAUUCCAGUAUCUACAGCGACCAUUGACAGAGCGCAUCAUAACUGAUCACUUGUUGAUGAUGAAGCACUUGAUCACUCACAUGCCCGACGUUAUACAUCCCAACACGAUAGAUAUGGCGGCCAAAUCUGGCAAUGUUGGUUUGAUCCAAUACCUUCACCAUCACAUUCCUCAACUAGGCUGCACAACAAAGGCAUUGGAUUGGGCUGCUGAAGGCGGUCACCUUAGCACCGUUCAAUAUCUCCACCAACACAGGACUGAGGGAUGCACGACUGAAGCCAUGGACAAUGCCGCGAGACGUGGACAUCUUGCAGUUCUCCAAUAUCUUCACAACAAUCGGACUGAGGGCUGUACAAAAGACGCAAUGGAUUCAAUCCACUCAGCUGAACACCUAUCAAUCAUUCAAUUCCUACAUUAUAAUCGAACGGAGGGAUGCAAUGUCUCUGCAAUGGACACGGCGGCCGAGAAUGGACUUCUGACCACGGUACAAUUCCUUCAUAACAAUCGCACGGAAGGUUGUACUGUUCAUGCAAUGGAUGGUGCUGCAGGUCAGGGUCAUCUCACAGUCGUUCAAUUCUUACAUCACAAUCGCACUGAAGGAUGUACGGAACAGGCAUUGGAGAACGCAGCACGUCGAGGUGAUCUAACAAUGGUCAAGUUCCUUUGUGAGAACCGUACCGAAGGAACUAUAUCCAUGGCUUUGGCCGCUACCAACGUCCAAGAGGUUAUAAAUUACCUAAACAAAGGGAAACAACUACAACAACAUCAAGAAUAG
This is a messenger RNA of Acytostelium subglobosum LB1, 1983 nucleotides long. RefSeq lists its product as hypothetical. Bases 1 to 1983 code for a protein of 660 amino acids. The record is from RefSeq and is a predicted model, not a curated record. The transcript has a single exon. Lineage: Eukaryota; Evosea; Eumycetozoa; Acytosteliales; Acytosteliaceae. Gene Ontology annotation, molecular function: protein binding.